Molecule: messenger RNA, 1526 nt
Organism: Centropristis striata (black sea bass)
Lineage: Eukaryota; Metazoa; Chordata; Actinopteri; Perciformes; Serranidae
Product: putative E3 ubiquitin-protein ligase UBR7
Exons: 11
Coding region: 99-1301 (400 amino acids)
Cellular component (GO): cytoplasm
Molecular function (GO): ubiquitin protein ligase activity; zinc ion binding
Source: RefSeq, a predicted model, not a curated record
CCCGCCCGGAACAAUCAUUUGUCAACACUGUUGUGCAGCUCAGCCCGGUGUGUCUGUGUGUGAGUCUUUGUGUCUCUUCUUCACUCUCUUUUACCAGAAUGGCUUCAAAUAAAGAAGACGCAGACAUUGACGACGCUGCCAUCAACGAGGAGGAGCUGGAGAAGGCUUUGUGUGUGCUGGCUGGAAGCGACCCAGAAAACUGCUCCUAUUCUCGGGGUUAUGUGAAGAGACAGGCUGUGUUUGCCUGCAACACCUGCACUCCCAGUGCUGCAGAGCCCGCGGGGGUUUGUCUGGCCUGUGCCAAUAAAUGCCACGAUGGACAUGACAUCUUUGAGCUGUACACCAAAAGGAAUUUCCGCUGUGACUGUGGAAAUGGCAAGUUUGGGGAAUUCAACUGUCAGCUAAUUCCUGCCAAAGAUGAGGAAAACAGCCGAAAUCACUACAAUCACAACUUCAGUGGCUGCUACUGCUCGUGUGACCGGCCGUACCCAGACACAGAUGAUCAGGCCAACGAUGAGAUGAUUCAGUGCAUCAUCUGUGAAGAUUGGUUCCACAGCAGGCACCUGGGCUGCACUGCAGCAGAGCCUGAGGAGCUGCAGGAGAUGAUAUGUGAGGCCUGCAUGAACAAGUUUCCUGUUUUGUGGACGUAUGCUGCUCACUUUGCAGUAGCACCCGUGGUCAGCGUGAGUCAUCCUGAGGAGGAGGUAGAAGUGGAUGUGGUGGAAGGAGCAGAACAGGUGGAAGACUCAGAGUCCAGUCAGAGUCAGGACGAGCAGCCAUCCGUCAGUCACACGAAGCAAGAGGAAGCUGCAAACAGGAGUUCCCCUUGCAAACGUACCCAUGAGGAAAUGACGGGCAGCCCUGCUAAGGCCACGGCCAAAACCGCUGUGUGCAGGCUGAAGGAGCUGCAGGCCGCGGGUCAGGAGAGGCCGAGACAGGGAGCGGUGUUCUGGCCUUACAGUUGGCGCUCUGAGCUCUGCACCUGCACGAGCUGCAAGAGAACCUAUGUGGCGGGAGAGGUGCAGUUCCUCAUGGAUCAGACCGACACCAUUCUGGCCUACGAGAAGAAAGGCUUGGAUGAGCCGUUUGGGCAGCACCCGCUGAUGGCACUGACGAGCUCGAUGAACCGCGUGCAGCAACUGGAGGUCAUUUACGGUUUCAACGAGCUGACAACUUCGAUGACUGCAUUUUUAGACCAGUGUGAAGCUGAAGGAAAGAUGGUCACAGUUGAAGCUGUACAUGAGUUUUUUGAGGAGCUGCGGGCCAGAAAAAGACGACGGACCAAUGCAGGAUACCAGUAACAAGGAGGCCAUGCUGCUGUCAUAUGCCUGCUUCAUAUGGUGCUCUGACUGAAUGCAUUGGUCCCUUUUCUCUGCUGAAUAAAGAGGCUUCCUGCUGGAACCAUUGUGAUCCUAAAACUUGAAUAAUUAGUGCAAAGACCUGCUGUUGUUGUUGUGAAGUGUUACUCUUGAGGUGAAGGAGGGAGUUUUGGGGGAAGAGUUCCAUGUUCUAUUGUUUUUAAUUGC